Messenger RNA from Papaver somniferum (opium poppy), 1011 nucleotides. RefSeq names its product GTP-binding nuclear protein Ran1A-like. Gene Ontology annotation, molecular function: GTPase activity; GTP binding. Gene Ontology annotation, cellular component: cytoplasm; nucleus. The transcript has 5 exons. Bases 180 to 851 code for a protein of 223 amino acids. The record is from RefSeq and is a predicted model, not a curated record. Lineage: Eukaryota; Viridiplantae; Streptophyta; Magnoliopsida; Ranunculales; Papaveraceae. Gene Ontology annotation, biological process: ribosomal subunit export from nucleus; protein import into nucleus.
UUUUUUUUCGCGUCAAAACAAAGCUUUCUUUUUCUUGAGAACAGCUUAGUAAUGAAGCAGUCAUACCCUCUAUAAAUACCAACCUCCUCCGACAAAUCUUUUCUCACAUACAAAUUCUUCUCCUACACCAGAAACCUAACCUCUUUUUCUUUUACUUUGCACGAAGAAGAAAAACCCUAAUGGCACUUCAAGGUCAACAGACUGUGAGUUACCCUAGUUUCAAGCUUGUGAUUGUUGGUGAUGGUGGAACCGGAAAGACUACUUUUGUCAAAAGACAUCUUACUGGAGAAUUCGAGAAGAAAUACGAACCUACAAUUGGUGUUGAAGUUCAUCCAUUGGAUUUCCACACUAAUGUUGGACCGAUUAGGUUCUACUGUUGGGAUACUGCUGGUCAAGAGAAAUUUGGUGGGCUUAGAGAUGGAUACUAUAUCCAUGGGCAAUGUGCAAUAAUCAUGUUUGAUGUUACUGCUCGUUUGACAUACAAGAAUGUCCCAACAUGGCACAGAGAUCUCUGCAGGGUCUGUGAGAAUAUCCCAAUUGUUCUUUGUGGAAACAAGGUUGAUGUCAAGAACAGGCAGGUGAAAGCAAAGCAAGUCACAUUCCACAGGAAGAAGAAUCUGCAAUACUAUGAGAUUUCAGCAAAGAGUAACUACAACUUUGAGAAGCCUUUCUUGUACCUUACCAGAAAGCUUGCAGGUGAUGCUACCAUCCACUUUGUAGAGUCACCAGCUCUUGCCCCUCCCGAAGUUACCAUUGACUUGGUUCAGCAACAACAGAUUGAAAAAGACUUGGAAGAUGCAAGGGCACAACCUCUUCCUGAUGAUGAUGAUGAUGCCUUUCAAAUGGAAUGAGCACUGUUUUUCCUAGUUUUCGUUUAAUUUGACUGCCACACUUUGAUAUUGAUAUCAUUGCAACUUUUUAUACUUCAAUGUGGGUUGUGGGUUGGUUAACUUGGUUUGUUAACAGCAAAGUUUACUAAUUAAGAUUAAAAUUACCAGUUUUUUGUACUAA